CAGUGAGAUGAGAUCAUAGUAAAAAAAGGCAUACACCAUUAAUAUUUACACACGACAUUUCAGUGAGAUGAGAUCCGUACUUAGUACCGCUCUCAGUACAGUUUGGGUGAGUUUUGCUUCGAUCUGAGCGAGUGUCUCAUGAUACCCACCUAUACUCUACGGGUUGUAACCACCACAUUCCAGGGGUACAGGGGGGUUGGCAUGCUGCGGUUUGUUAUUAUGCCCCUCGUUUUCUCAGCCGACCGUGAUGGCAGCCGUGACUAAGACCCCGAGGCCGCGGCCUACGGUGAUUGCUCUGUCUGUUGUGGCAGCGGUAUUGCUUCUGUCUUGGUGGCUCUUCUAUAGAUCACCUACAACAACAAACACGGCUAAUGGUGCUCAUCAUGAUUCAUUUCAAGAUUGCGACAAUUCGUGGCCACAAUUGAAUGAAAUUGUGCAAGCAAAAAAGACGACUAAGGAUUGCGACAAUUGGAUGAAAUCGUGCAAAGAGCAAUGUAUCCAGAAAGCCAGCACCCCGAUACCCAAACACAUCCACUUUGUGUCACUCAAUCGUCCGUUUUCGUUCAUGGAGUGGCUGGCAGUAGUCAGUGCGAGGAAAUUCAUAAAACCGGACAAGAUCACGAUAUAUACUGACGGACAACAAGACAGUUGUUGGUGGCGGCGUAUAGCGCCAUACAUUGAUCAUCAGAUCAUUCUCUCUAUGCCGGGGACUAGCGUGUUGAAUGGCGUGAAAAUCGAAAUAUUAUCGCAUAUGUCCGACUUUCUGCGGUUUUUAAUCCUCUACCACAACGGAGGAAUAUAUAUGGACACUGAUGUUCUCAUUCUGAAAUCGUUUGACCCCCUCCUCCAGCAUCAAAUGGUCGCUAGUGAAGAGUGUGGAUCCCAUGUGGGCACAGCAGUGAUGAUGUCACAGAAGCACAGCUGUGUGAUGUGCAGAUUUGCACAUUUGAGCUGCGAGAUGUUUAAUGGUGGCUGGGCCACUCACGCUGUUCAUGCUCUCACCGUCUUUAUGAAGAAUCUUGACAAGGAAAAGGAGGGUGUGUUAGUGCUGCCAUUGAAAAAAGGAUGCCUCCCUUUGUGUUGGGACGGCCCUGGAGUAGAGCGGCUCUACAGAACCGACGCCAAGGAUCUGAGAGACUACAACAUAUCUGAGCUAUAUUCCGUCCACCUGUACCGCCACUUCCGUACUGAUCUCCUCCUCAAAACAGUCAACAACUAUAAAUGGAUACAGACUAGUAAAUCACUAGCAGCCAAUGCUGUUAGAGGA
Molecule: messenger RNA, 1267 nt
Organism: Geodia barretti
Lineage: Eukaryota; Metazoa; Porifera; Demospongiae; Tetractinellida; Geodiidae
Source: the annotation of a GenBank genome assembly